Messenger RNA from Drosophila persimilis, 3099 nucleotides. RefSeq names its product lysosomal alpha-mannosidase. The record is from RefSeq and is a predicted model, not a curated record. NCBI's taxonomy places the organism in Eukaryota, Metazoa, Arthropoda, Insecta, Diptera, Drosophilidae. The transcript has 4 exons. The coding region runs from base 41 to 3070 and encodes 1009 amino acids. Gene Ontology annotation, cellular component: lysosome. Gene Ontology annotation, molecular function: alpha-mannosidase activity; carbohydrate binding. Gene Ontology annotation, biological process: mannose metabolic process.
UUUGUAUAGUCACACGUUUUAAAUUUUUAAAGGUGUUGCAAUGAAGUAUCUCGGCGGCAUUUUUCUUUUUGUCGUACUGUUGAUCAUCGACACAAAACCAACUGAAGCUGUCUGUGGCUAUGAGUCUUGUCCCGAAACAAAACCCAACAUGGUCAACAUUCACUUGGUACCACACUCCCACGACGAUGUCGGUUGGCUAAAGACGGUGGAUCAGUACUACUAUGGCCACAAGAACAACAUCCAGCAUGCUGGUGUCCAGUACAUCAUUGACACAGUCAUCACAGAGCUUAUCAAGGAUCCCAAACGUCGCUUCAUCCAGGUGGAGACCUCUUUCUUUGCCAAAUGGUGGGAGCAACAGACGGAGACCCACAAACUGGUGGUCAAGAAAUUGGUCAACGAAGGUCGUCUGCAGUUCACCAACGGCGCCUGGAGCAUGAACGAUGAGGCGGCAGUCAACUAUCAGAGUGUGAUCGAUCAGUUCACAGUGGGAUUAAAGUUUCUUGAUGAGACGUUCGGUAUUUGUGCACGUCCUCGCGUUGGCUGGCAGAUCGAUCCUUUCGGUCACAGUCGCGAGCAGGCCUCAUUGUACGCACAAAUGGGAUACGAUGGAGAGUUCUUUUCUCGCAUGGAUCACAGCGAUAAGUUCAGGCGCAUGGUUGACCUCGCACUGGAAAUGGUUUGGGAUGCCAGCGAAUCCUUGAGUGAAGUGAAGCUCUUCACUGGUCUGCUCUACAACCACUACUGGGACACUCCCGGCUUCUGCUUCGAUGUGCACUGCAAUGACGAUCCAAUUAUCGACGGAGACAGUUACGAUAACAACGUCAAGUCCAGGGUGGACGAUUUCAUCGCCUUUGCGGCUAAGGUCGCGGCAAACUUCCGCACGACCCACAUCAUGAUACCCAUGGGAGGUGACUUCCAGUACGAAGAUGCUGAGGUCAACUUCAAGAAUAUGGACAAGUUGAUCAAAUAUGUCAACGCACGCCAGGCUACUGGAUCCCACUACAAUAUAUUUUACUCGACACCCGGCUGCUACCUGAACUCUGUUCAUCAAGGUCUACAGUCGUACCCCAACAAAACUCUCGACUUCUUCCCCUAUGCCAGUGACUCCAACAGCUUCUGGACAGGUUACUACACCUCCCGACCCACCCAGAAACGCUUCGAGCGCGACGGCAAUCACAUGCUGCAGACCGCCAAGCAGCUCAGUGUCUUCGCCGGGCUCUCGAGCGAGCAGCAGAAGGAGGACCUGGACUACCUCCGCCAGAUAAUGGGUGUGAUGCAGCACCACGAUGCCAUCACUGGAACGGAGAAGCAGGCCGUGUCCAACGACUACGAUCGUCUGCUGUACGAUGGCAUUAUCGGAGGAGCCAGCAAUGCCCGGGAUGCCCUGCGAGUCCUGACCAACCUUCCUGAGGGGGAGUUUGAGAGCUGCCUGCAGCUCAACAUCAGUGAGUGCGCCUUCACCAAGGACAGUGCCGACAACGUGGUCGUGACCCUGUUCAACCCAUUGGCCCACACCUCCUCCCAGUAUGUGCGAGUGCCAGUGAAGAAGGAGAGCUACCAGGUGACCGAUGAGAAGGGACGCGUGGUGGCCUCUGAAGUUGUCCCGGUGGCCUGGCAGGUCCUGGCUCUGGAAUACCGCGAUAACAACACUCAGCACGAACUUGUCUUCAAGGCCUCCGUGAACAAGAUCGCCAGCUACUUCAUUAAGAAGGUCGAGACGAGAGAAAACAAGGAAAUUGUCCUGCCCAAGUCUGAUAAAAAGUCUGUGAAGGAAACCGAAAAGAACUUGGAGGUGCCCAAGCGAUUCAAGAAGGUGAAUUCGAUGAAGAAGGUCGAGACCCACGCCGAUGAUGAUUCCGAAACUGUGGUGCAGACAUCCCAGAUCAAGCUGGUGAUCGACAAUAAUACGGGUCGCUUGAAGAGCGUUGAAAUGAAUGGGGUCGUUGAGGAUAUUGAGCAGAAAUUUGGAGUGUAUGAAACUUCUGCUUCUGGUGCAUACGUGUUCCGUGAGGUAGAGUCUACCGAGAUGCAAUUCUUGACUACAGAUGUGGAGUUUACGGUUUACGAUGGAACUUUGGUCAAGGAAGUCCACCAGCAGUUCAACGAAUGGAUCUCCCAGGUCAUUCGCAUCUACGAAGGUGUCAACCGUGUGGAGUUCGAGUGGCUCAUCGGGCCUAUUCCAACGGACGAGGACACUGGCAGGGAAAUUGUGACACUUUUCUACAGCGAAAUCUCCUCGAAUGGCGUCUUCUACACCGACUCCAAUGGCCGCGAGAUGAUUAGACGAGAAAAGGACAAGCGCGAAGAUUUCACUCCCGAUUUGUCGAGGCAGCCCACCAGUGGAAAUUACUAUCCAGUCGUAUCCCGCAUUGCCUUGCAGGACAGCAACAAGCGCAUUGCACUGCUCAACGAUCGUGCACAGGGAGGAACUAGCAUGAAGGACGGACAGUUGGAGCUCAUGCUCCAUCGUCGUCUUAUUCGUGAUGAUGGAUAUGGAGUGGGAGAGGCUCUGAACGAGCAGAAGUACGACAAACCCCUCAUUGCACGCGGAAAAGUCUACUUGAUCCUCAACUCUGUGGAGGAAUCGACCAAAGUGGAGCGUUUGGCCGAGAAGGAGAUCCUCCUUCCUUUCUCCGUUUUCUUCAGCAAGGCCAGCAGUCAGAGCCAGACCCAGAGCGCUAUCGCCAAGGCGGUGCCCAGCUUCGAUGACUUCCCACCGUCGGUUCAUCUGCUCACCCUUGAGCCCUUCACCGAUAACGAGAUCCUUCUGCGUGUGGAGAACUUCCUGGAUCACAUCGAAGGCAAGGUAGUUAGCUUCAACAUUCGGCCGAUCUUCGAUAGCUUGGGUGGUGUGGAGAUCCGCGAAACGACCUUGGAUGGCAACCUGCCACUGAGCGAGAUGAAGCGAUUCAAGUUCCAUGCGGAAGGAUCCGGAGCGAUAUCAACAGAGGCCGAGUACUACACCGCGGCGCACAAGCCCCUGGCUGCCGAUAGUUCUCUAGAAGCUUCGGAGUUCAGUGUUACCCUGCACCCAAUGCAAAUUCGUACUUUUAUAAUCAAGAAGAAAUAAAUUAGAAUAAAAAACUGAAAUGAAAGAAA